Messenger RNA from Triticum turgidum subsp. durum (durum wheat), 1287 nucleotides. NCBI's taxonomy places the organism in Eukaryota, Viridiplantae, Streptophyta, Magnoliopsida, Poales, Poaceae. The record is from the annotation of a GenBank genome assembly.
AUGGCGGCGGCGGCGGCGGCGGCGACGACGAUUUCUGUAGCCAAGAGGGCACCGGAUCUGCCGGAAGUCGAUCUGAUUAGCUCUCUCCCCGGUGAGAUCCUCAGCAUAAUCAUAUCCCUCCUCCCCAUUGACUCCGCCGUGCGCGCCACAUCCCUCUCCCGCCGCUGGCGCCCCCUAUGGCGCUCCUCCCCGCUCAACCUCGACGUCUCCCACAUCGACGGGUGCGACAGCGACCGCGCCGCCGCCGUCUCCAAGAUUCUCUCCGACCACCCGGGCCCCGCGCGCCGCUUCCUCACCGCCUGCCUCCACAUCACCGACCCGGACGGCUGGCUCGGGUCCCCCGCCCUCCGAGAUCUCCAGGAGAUCGACCUCUGGCUCCCUCAGUACGAUGUUCUGAUGUCGCUGUCCAUUCUCCGCUUCGCGACGACCCUGCGCGUGGCCAGCUUCGGCAACUGCAAGCUCUUUGUGGACGACGCGCCGCCGCCGUUUAGCUUCCCUUGCCUUGAGAAGCUCAGCAUGGGAUUCAUUUCCGUACGGGCAGACACCCUCUCCCGCCUGCUCGCGGGCUGCCCUGUCCUCGAGAGCUUGCUGCUGGACAGGUGCCACGGCGUCUACUACCUGGUCAUCAGUUCAGCAACUCUUAAGAGAAUCGGCACAAAGGACGGUUGCCAUGGCUGUCAACUAGUCAUAGAGAAUGCCCCCAGACUGGAAAGAUUGAUCAGAACUAAUCCUCAUCCAGACUCAACCAUCUGGCUAAUCAAGGCACCGAAACUCGAGACCUUUGGCUUCAUGACAGACGACUUUACUAAACUCAAGCUUGGGUCUGCAAUUUCUGAGGGAUUGGUUGCUGGCAACUUGAAAGCUCUGAUGCGCAGCGUCAAGGUUUUGCAUCUCACGUCUAGUGGCCCUAAUCUUGAUGCAGCCAUAGUCUUCCUCAAAAAAUUUCCUUGCUUGGAAAAGCUCUACAUCACGUCAUGUCCUGGAAAUGAUAUGGAGAAUGUGCAUCAUCUUCAACCACAAGAUCCUAUUGAAUGCCUCGAUCAUCUCAGAGAAGUAGAGUUGAAGUUUUAUAUUGGCAGCAGAACGGAUGUCAACUUUGCCAAGUUCUUUCUCCUGAAUGGUAAAGUGCUCGAGUUAAUGAGGUUUGGUGUCAAGGACCAAUAUACUGAGGAAUGGGUAGCUGAUCAACACAGCCAGCUACAUGUUGAUAGCAGGCCUUCUCCAAAUGCUCAACUUGAAUUUACAGCUGCUGAUGUUGGCAAUCUUUUGACCAUAUUCUGUUCUUGA